AGCCACCACCUAUGCGACAGUACAGGAGGUAGAGUAUAAAAGCUGAACAACAUGUCUGAACAACUCUUCAAGUCUUUUGCUAUCAUCGGCGCGGGCCCCAACACCGGCAUCCAUAUCGUAAAGGCCUUCCUUGCUAUUGGCAAACCACUUCUCGUCAUCGCCCGCCCAACCUCCACGAACGUCGCUGCCCUCCCCACCGACGAUCCUAACCUAAAGCUUGUACGCGCAGACUACACAUCUGCAUCUGAGAUCUCCACAGUGCUCCGCGAGCACAAAGUAGACGUCCUCAUCUCGACCGUCACACUCGUUUUCGGAGGCGUAGUCGGCCAGAACAUUCUCGCCGACGCUGCCAAGGAAGCAGGCGUGAGGCUCUUUGUCCCCAGCGAAUUCGGUAUCAAACCGCAAUUGGCCAAAGGCGGUUUAGCUUUCCAAAAGACUGACUUUGCAGCUUAUGCAAAAUCAAUCGGACUCCCAACUCUCCGCGUCUUCAAUGGAUUGUUCUACGAAUUCGUACCCUGGCUCACUGCGCUCGCCGACACCGGCAAGUUCCACAUCGUGAACAAGGGAGAAACGAAAGGGUCCUUCACUGCAGUAUCAGACGUCGCAGGAUACGUCGCUCACAUCCUUACUACUCAACCUCCAUCUCGUCUACUUGACGCCGAAAUUCAAAUCGAGGGACAACGCGCAACGCUCUCAGAGAUCGGUGCAUUGUAUAAAGCCAGUGCACCUGUGGUAUAUUGCGAUGCCCUUCCUACGGAAGGUGUGGUGAACGCGCACUUCAGGACGUUCUUCCAGAAGCAUAUUGGGGUCGGGGGAGGAAGUUGUGGGUGGAACCCAGUGACGGAGUCGGACGACCCGGAAUCGGCUAGCAGGGACAACUCCUUGUGGGAAGGGCACCACUGGUUGACUGUUGGGGAGACCCUUGGACUUUAAUUGGAUCCACGUAGAAUUUCCGGACUCGUAGCAUGGGACUCCGUAGCUUACUCCCAGCAUUAAUGUUUUCCUACCAGCAGUUAACUUAUCACUAGAUCAUGCACGAAUGAAGAUA
This is a messenger RNA of Suillus clintonianus, 1048 nucleotides long. RefSeq lists its product as uncharacterized. The transcript is spliced from 6 exons. The record is from RefSeq and is a predicted model, not a curated record. Bases 52 to 933 code for a protein of 293 amino acids. NCBI's taxonomy places the organism in Eukaryota, Fungi, Basidiomycota, Agaricomycetes, Boletales, Suillaceae.